This is a messenger RNA of Aspergillus heteromorphus CBS 117.55, 2211 nucleotides long. Its product is annotated as putative chromatin assembly factor 1 subunit A. Gene Ontology annotation, biological process: nucleosome assembly. The record is from RefSeq and is a predicted model, not a curated record. The transcript is spliced from 4 exons. Bases 142 to 1977 code for a protein of 611 amino acids. Lineage: Eukaryota; Fungi; Ascomycota; Eurotiomycetes; Eurotiales; Aspergillaceae. Gene Ontology annotation, cellular component: nucleus; CAF-1 complex.
CCAACCCCUACGCCUACGCCCGCUCCCGCUCCCACCAGCCUCUCCCCCCUUCCCACGAACACAUUCUCCGCCUCAACUACCGCCACCACUGCCACCACCACGCCAGAAUCUACACGGAAGCGCUCAAUACAAGAUACCGAGAUGGGCGGGACGACGGACCAACAUCACCACCAUACCGCACCCACACACACAAAUGGCGAUGUGGAGAUGAGGAUGGACGGGUCUGACACGGAGGUUGAUGGGAAGGUGGCGUUGGAUGAUACUGUUCCUACUGCUUCAAAUGUGCAUGUGGCUGCUGGGGCUACUGGGGUGGGUUCGGCUUCGGGUGCGGGCUCGGCUUCUUCGCCUGCUGCGAAGAAGAGGAAGCUUUCGCCGGCGAGUAAGGAGGCGAAGCAACAGGAGAAGGAAGCGAAACAGCAAGAGAAGGAGGCGAAAGAGCGUCAAAAGCUAGAGGAGAAGGCGAAAAAAGAAGAGGAGAAGGCGAAGAGGGAAGAGGAGAAAGCUAAGAAGGAGGAGGAGAAGGUCAAGAAGGAGGAAGAGAAGAAGAAGCGUGAGGCGGAGAAGGAAGAGGAAAGGCGCGCAAAGGAGGAGGAGAAGAAGAAACGCGACGCGGAGAAGGAAGAAGAGAGGAAGAAAAAGGAGGAGAAGCGGAAGGCCAAGGAGGAGGGUAAGGCUGCGAAGGAGGAAGAGAAACGGAAGAAGGAAGAGGAGAAGUUGAAGAAAGAAAGGGCCCAAAUGAAGCUGAACUCCUUCUUUGCCAAACCGAAAGCUACCACACAAUCGUCCCCCUCCAAGCCUACUACCCUCUCCCCGAGCAAGCCUACCGGCGCUGGCGCUGCAACCGAACCCUCUCACGACUCUGCAUCCACCACUCUCUCCGACUACCAGCGGGAAUUCCCCGACUUCUUCCUCAAAUCCCACACGACCGUUGCGCCGCCGCACCAGUUCCAGCGCGAUCAGGAAGCCCUGCACCACACGCGAGAGAAAGUCGAUACGUACCUCAAGUCGGCUAGCGAAAGCACGCAGGCACCACUGCUGUUUCGGGCCUCGGAAAUCUUCCAACUGAUGCCAUACAAGCGACGACGGGGCCGACUACCGGCGUCAGUACGGGAAAUCCAUCUACAAAUGCAGAAUCUAGGCGACCAGCCCGAGACUUCAGAAGGGGCCCAGCGGCUGCGGAAUCUUCUCAAGCAGGUCAGGAUGAAGUCGAUCCGGUUUGGCGAAGACGUGCGUCCCCCUUACCAAGGAACAUACACCAAGAGCCUACCCGUAUCGUCUGCCCGUCGCAUGAUGCGCAACCCUUUCUACCGGGGCUUACCAGAAACAAACUACGACUACGACUCGGAGGCCGAGUGGGAGGAGCCCGAGGAGGGCGAGGACCUGGACUCGGAAGAAGAGGAGGACGGAAGCGAGGACGGUGAGGAUGACAUGGAUGGCUUCCUAGACGAUGACGACGACCAGUUGGUGGACGGAAAGCGGCGCCUCAUCGUCGGGGACCUGGAACCAGUCAACACCGGUUUACGAUGGCAGGAGCAUGGCGUGGACCCGGAGCUGCAGGUGUACAAAAUGGAGACCAUUUCCGACUCGGUCACUUUCCCUAUUGACCCGUUCUCCACCGCGUACUGGCAGAAACCGAGGGCCUCCGCGGCAGAGCCCACGCAGGCCGCUGCUGGUCCGGGGCGGCCGUCCAUGCUCGAUGCCUUCGUGGGCCAAGCCUCCUCUCACAGGAGUGGACAGGAAGGCGGCGCCGCGCUGGCCGUUGGGAGGACGAAGCGCCCGUUCCCGCCGGAGCAGCUGGCUGAGUUCAAGCAGGUGGUCGAUGGCAGUGAUCUGACCAAGAUGGGACUGAUUGAAAUCUUGAAGAAACGGUUCCCCAAGGUCUCGAAAGACAUCUUAAAAGACACGCUGAACAGCGUGGCCACGCGCGUGGGACAGAAGGAGGCUGACAAAAAAUGGGUCUGCAACAACAACUCUUAGUCGCCCACAGGGAUUGGCUGUUGGCCCCUCAAGGACAACGCAUACUAUCUAUCUAAGUAUCUAUCUACCAGGACUGGCUAGGGUUUUAUUUCUUAUCCACGGCGUUGAGGCGAUCCAUCGCAGGGUGUUUGGUGGGCCAAUUGAGCGCAUUGAUUGGUUGCCAGUGGACGUGCACCCCCUCACUGUGCUUUGUUUAUUUCUCUCGUCAGCCUCUCUUUUUCUUUUUUUUUCCCC